UCGACGUCGUAGCCUAGGAGACGUUUUGUUUACUUCCGGGUUGUCAGAGUCGAAAACAAGAGGGGCAGCAGCACCAACACGCCCACGACGCCGAGCAAAGCGGAUUAAAGUCCCGCAGAGAUGGCAGGGGAGGCUGAGAACGGCAUACCAGAAUCAGGAGCAGUUUUCACUUUUGGAAAGAGCAAAUUUGCCGACAACAUCCCCAGUAAAUUCUGGCUUAAGAAUGACGUCCCCAUAAAGAUAGCCUGCGGGGACGAACAUACCGCCUUAAUAACAGAAAAUGGGAAACUCUUCAUGUUUGGCAGCAACAACUGGGGCCAGCUUGGUCUGGGGUCCAAAGUGACUGUGAACAAGCCUACUUGUGUCAAAGCUCUAAAGUCUGAGAAAGUUCAGCUCGUGGCGUGUGGAAGAAACCACACUCUCAUCUGCACAGCUCAGGGAAAAGUGUUCUCCUCGGGCGGGAACAGCGAGGGUCAGCUGGGGCUCGGUGACUGCGAGGAGAGGACGGCCUUCCAGAGGAUCGCCAUCUUUGAUUCACAAGGACCAAUCAAAAUGCUCGCUGCCGGUUCCAACACCUCCGCUGCUCUCACAGAGGGCGGUAAACUGUUCAUGUGGGGCGACAACACGGAGGGUCAGAUCGGUUUGGGGAAGGAGAGCCACGCCUCCUCGCCACAGGAAGUCAACGUGGGACGACCGAUCAGCUGGGUGUCCUGCGGAUACUACCACUCUGCCUUAGUGACGGUCGACGGAGGUCUGUACACGUUUGGCGAGCGAGACAGCGGCAAACUGGGUCUGGGCACGGACCAGCUGGCCCGGCACAGAGUCCCUCAGCUGGUGAAGAGCAUCAAGGAGCCGGUGAUACAGGUGGCCUGCGGAGGCGGACACACGGUGGCGCUGACAGACGACGACGUGUUCACGUUCGGUCUCGGUCAGUUCGGACAGCUCGGUCACGGGACGUUCAUCUUCGAAUCACGGCUGCCGCGGCCCGUCGAGCACUUCAGGAAGGGACGAGUGUGUCAGGUGACCUGUGGAGAGAACCACACUGCCGUCGUCACAGACUGCGGUUUGCUGUACACGUUUGGAGACGGCAGACACGGCAAACUGGGCCUGGGAGAAGAAAACUUUACCAACCAGUUUAAACCAACUCUGUGUCCGCGCUUCCUCAAGUACAACGUUCAGGCUGCGACGUGUGGCGGUUGUCACAUGGUGGUGCUGGCGCGGCCGAGGGAUCCCGAAUGUGGCGAUGUGAUUUUGGAGGACGACGACGUGACGGAAGAUUUCCUGGAGAAGCCGUUCGUGGAGCUGCUUGGGGGAACGGCUGACUCCUCCACCCUGCAGAGGAGCCUCUCGGCUCGAGUUCGCAGGAGGGAGAAGGAAAGAUCUCCGGACCAGUUCGGCACCAUGUUCCGCACGCUGCCCGCCAUGAUACCUGGCUACCUCCACCCGCCGCUGCCCGUCUCCAGCCAGACCAUCCCGCCUAGACUGCCUCCGCCUGAGCUGAGCCACAGAAAGGUGCUCAACGGCACUCACCAACACAGGAGCGCAGGGUCAAACCACCAGGAGCAGACAGGGGGCGAGACAGACAGCGUUGUGGAGAGCCUGACCGACACCGACAGCGUUAAAGGCCUGGGAGACACCACAGACUUCCUCAACAUGACACACGUGAUGAAGAUGGAUCCCAGUGAUAAAACACUCACUCUGUCUCCAGUUCAGAAGAGAAAGGGUAAGCAUGGUAAAGGGCAGAAAGAGAACCAAAAAAAGGAGAGAAAGCUCUUGAAGCAGAGCAGUUUCUCUUCCACUUCCCCGUCUCAGAAGAGCGAGACUGUUUCUCCUCGCCGGGCGUUACCCACCGAGCUCCUGAGGGGCCACAGCGCUCGCUCUCUGGCCUCUCAGAGCUCACAGAGACAGAAAACAGCCAUCCAGAACAAAGAGAAUCUGAUCAUGGCCAUAGAAGAUCUGCAGGGGAAAGCCAGUAAAAACAAACCUCCGAGUGUAGGGGACAUUAGGAAGGCGGCGUCCAAGCAGCGGCUCAGGCAAGUUCAGGGGAAAAGCCAGCUGAUAGAGGUUGGCAGGAAGCUGGUACCAGACUCUGAACAAAGUCCUGAACCAAAAAAGAGAGAAUCUAAGUCUGCAUUGGCCAAAGUGAAGCAACCUGUCAGGGUGAAAAGCAAACCGAUGGUCGUGCAAAGUCAACGUGCAGGAGUUAGCUCGCCAGGUAAACGCAGUCGCACAGGCUCACCUGAGUUUCAUCUGAGUGAUGCCUUGAAUGAAGAGAGCUUACGUAGCCCUCCGCUGCUCUCCGAGGGGAAAAAAAACUCAGAUUUUUCAAAAAAAUCUAAGAAUGAGAAAAACAAAAAAGAGGCUCAGUCAAAAAAAGGCUCAAGAGUGGCGACACAAAAACAGAAAGGGGCGUCAGAUCUCGGCCUGCUCGCUGGAGCAGCCUCUCUCGCAGCAGGAUCGGUAUUAAUGCACGAGGUGGCCUCCAGAAGACGUUUUAGCUCGGCGUCGCCAUCCCCAUCCGAGAGCAGCCGGGGGAUCCUGAAAGACAGCAUCACAAAAUCCCGGAGCGAGGAAUCUGAAUCCUACGCUGCCGAUUUUAGCAACAAAUCCGCGAUCAGCAUCAACAUCAUACCUGCAGCUGAGAGUCAGGACGGGAAGGAAACGAGUCCGGAUGAAAGUGAGGAGGAGGAAGAGGAAGGGCAGAGAACGAGUGCAGAAGUAAGCGAGCAAGAGGAUGAGGAGGAGCAGGAGGAUGAGGAGGAUGACGAUGAGGAGGAUGACGAUGAGGAGGAUGUCAGUAACCGUGUCGAGAAAGUAACAGGAGGAGAAGAAGAAGAAGACAAAGACAGCGACACUCUUCAACCAGAAGAUGAGUCAGAAACUGAUGUAGAUGAGGAGGGAGGGAAGGAUGAGGAGGAAGAUGAGAGUGGUGCUGAGGUAGAGGAGGAGGAAGAGGAGGAAGCGAGUGGAGCGGCAGGAAGUGAAAGUGUAGACGAGACUGAGGAGAAAGAGAGCAAAGGAAGUGAUGUAGAAGAAGAGGAGGAGGAGGAGGAGGAGGAGGAGGAAAAUGAGAAAGGGUCGAGUCAGGAGACAGAAAGCGAAGGAAGAGAGUCUGAAAAGGAUGAGGAAGGUGAGGAAGAAGAGGGGGAUUUGGAAAGCGAGGGUGAGGAAGAGGAGGGUGAAAGUGAGUCUUUAAAGUCCUCGGAGGAGAGAGGGGAGAGUGAUGCUGAGGGUGAGACAGAGGGAGGAGAAGAGGAGGAGGAGGAGGAGGAAGAGGAGGAGAAACAGGAUAGUGCUGAGGAGGAGGAGCAGGAGAGUGAAAAUGAAGAGGAAGAGGAGGAGGGGGAGGAGAGUGAAAAUGAAGACGAAGAAGAAGCAGAGGAAGAGAGUGCUGAGGAAGAGGUAGAAGAGGAAAAAGAGAGUGACGAAGAAGUGGCAGAAGAGGAGGAGGAAGAGGCUGAAGAGGAGGAGGAAGAGGCUGAAGAGGAGGAGGAAGAGGCUGAGGAGGAAGAGGUUGAUAACAAAGAUGAGAAAGAAGAGGAAGAGGAGGAGGAAGAGGUUGAUAACAAAGAUGAGGAGGAAGAGGAGGAGGAAGAAGAGGAAGAAGAGGAGGAGGAGGAAGAAGAGGAGGAGGAGGAAGAAGAGGAGGAAGAAGAAGAGGAGGUUGUUGAAAAUAAAAAAUCUGCUCAAGUCAAAAGACAAAGUACCAAAUCUAAAAGUAAACUCAGGUCAGGGGUCAAAGGUCAGGCAGCAGGCGAGUCGGAGGAGUUUUGGGAUGAUGUGUUACCUCAGUACCUCAACCUGAAAUAACGAAGCCUUCAAAUGAGUCUGAAAUCCAGACCUACUCCGUUUACAGUCAUUAAGGAGCAGACAAAGAUUUCUCCUCAGAAACAACAAUAACUAAUAAUGAAUCAUCUGUUAAUAAAUAAAGCAGCAAACAGCUGUUCUAUGUAAAGAUAUAAAGGCUGAAGCUCCUGCUGACGAACCCACGGAGGAUCAUUAACAACUCUACUGAGCUUUAUUGUUUGUCUGUUUUUAACCCGCCGGUUUGGUGCUUCUAUAUUAGUAUUUGUAUAUUUGAGAACAGUGUUUGUGCUGAUCACGGAGGUAACUUCUGAUCACGGCGGUAACUUCUGAUCACGGAGGUAACUUCUGAUCACGGAGGUAACUUCUGAUCACGGAGGUAACUUCUGAUCACGGAGGUAACUUCUGAUCACGGAGGUAACUUCUGAUCACGGCGGUAACUUCUGAUCACGGCGGUAACUUCUGAUCACGGUGCCUUUCUGCUCAUAUCUCUCUUAUUUCAUCAGUUCACAUUAUGCUUUCUGUGCUGCUUCUCUCUUACUCAGAACUGCUUUUGUUAUUACAUAAUUGCUGUUAUGUAACUGAUGUUGUUUACUGAUCAAAUGUGUCUCAAGUUUUGUUUACUUCUUUUUGUGGCAGCUUAAAGAUGGGUAUAUCUUGGUUGAACAAUAGUUAGUUGUUAUGCUCAUAAUGAUGCAGUAUGGGACAUUUUCUAUUGUAUUGUGUUGCAGCUCAGUAUUACAGAAACCUUUAAGCACUGAUCUGCAUUGCCACCGCAGUGAAGAGUAGCCAUUAUGGUAGGAUUGGUGUACACUACAGUAUAAUUAUACAGAACGCUCUUAAAUAUUCUGACUGGGAUUAUUCUUUUACGUCCUUUCUACUUUCUUUUUCUGUUUCUGUCUUUUUGUUCUUUUCUGUGUUUUUAAUAAAUAAUUGUGUUUAUUAUUGUCAUGUUGUUGGUUGUUUUUAAAGUAUGAGGACUAUAAAAUGAAUUUGGGAUGGAGGCUGGAGGUAAACUGCCUGUUUCUGAAUGUUUGUGUAUCUCUCUCCUGCAUACUGUGUCUACCUGAGACUGUAAGUGAAGCUAAAGGGGAACGAAGGUGACAGGUUGUAGUAACACCUCACAGAAACACAAAGAUCCGAAGGCAGAGCUCAUAUUUUAAGUGACUGUGAUGUGAAGUCAGCUCAUUGUGAUUACACUCAUUAAGGUAAAAGAAAAAAAAAAACGUUUAUGAAUAAAGUUGUCGUAUUUUGAAUGACCUUCUGAUGCUGAAGUCAACAUUUCAUGCAGUCUUCCUCCAAUCUCUGAUAAUAAAGAACUUUUGGAAACCGUCA
This is a messenger RNA of Dicentrarchus labrax (European seabass), 5139 nucleotides long. RefSeq names its product retinitis pigmentosa GTPase regulator b (gene rpgrb). Bases 121 to 3810 code for a protein of 1229 amino acids. The transcript has 14 exons. Gene Ontology annotation, biological process: visual perception; ubiquitin-dependent protein catabolic process; protein ubiquitination. Gene Ontology annotation, cellular component: photoreceptor outer segment. Gene Ontology annotation, molecular function: ubiquitin protein ligase activity. The record is from RefSeq and is a predicted model, not a curated record. Lineage: Eukaryota; Metazoa; Chordata; Actinopteri; Moronidae.